Messenger RNA from Colletotrichum graminicola M1.001, 1308 nucleotides. RefSeq lists its product as uncharacterized. Gene Ontology annotation, cellular component: transcription regulator complex; PcG protein complex. The transcript has 4 exons. Gene Ontology annotation, biological process: regulation of transcription by RNA polymerase II. Lineage: Eukaryota; Fungi; Ascomycota; Sordariomycetes; Glomerellales; Glomerellaceae. Gene Ontology annotation, molecular function: RNA polymerase II cis-regulatory region sequence-specific DNA binding; DNA-binding transcription factor activity, RNA polymerase II-specific. The coding region runs from base 1 to 1308 and encodes 435 amino acids. The record is from RefSeq and is a predicted model, not a curated record.
AUGGAACUCAUGGAACUUGUCGAGAACGAGCCUACCGCUCGCCCCUUCCAGUGCGACUGGCAGUCGUGCAACAAGAGCUUCAACAGAAAGUCGGACUUGCAGAGACAUUACCGCAUCCACACCAAUGAGCGCCCCUACUCCUGCACGACGCCCGGCUGUGGCAAGAGCUUCAUCCAACGGAGUGCUCUCACUGUCCACAUCAGAACCCACACGGGAGAGAAGCCUCACCAGUGUCAGCAUAUCGGCUGCGGAAAGCGAUUCUCUGAUUCUUCGAGUCUGGCCAGGCAUCGUCGCAUCCACACAGGCAAACGCCCUUACAAGUGCGCCCACGACGGUUGCCUCAAGAGCUUCUGCCGCAAGACCACCAUGGUCAAGCACCAAAGGCGUUCUCACCAACGCGGCAUGCACAACGGCGGCGACAUCCUGGAUGACUGCACAUCCGACUCGGACAGUGGCGAGUCGCCCUCGACCCCGAAGCACGCCAACAUGCAGUGGCCCCCUCACCACCAGGGCGUCAUGGCCAUGAACCACCCCGGUAUGGGCCACGCCAUGAGCCGAGCAGCAUCCUUCAACGACUACACCCAGCACAUGAACGGGUACCAGAUGCAGCAGCAGCAGCAGCAACACCAGUACGGCGCGCACCGCCACAGCUUGUCCGGCGGCCCCCACGAGUUCCACGAGCAGCAACACCCCGCAGUCAUGCUGCAGCGAACCGCCAGCAUGCCUCAGCCCCCGUACUUUGUGACGGAGCAGGGCAACCCGGGUGUCGCUACCAUGAAUACCAACAUGUACGCACAAGUGCCCCGGCAGCAACAGCAGCAGGUGGACAUUCCGUACUCUGCACCUGGUAUGAACCAGUCCAUCCAAAGCAGCCCGAGCAGCUUCUCGGCAGCAUCGGGUAGGAGCCCAUCCACCCAGGAAGGGUUUUAUACUCACCAGCCAACGCAAGCAGCCACAUAUGCCCUGCAUCAUGCCUCCCCCGUCAUCGAGCAGCAGCAGCAGCAACCGGGUAUGGUCGCGUACCAGCACCAGCAGAUGCAACAGCAGAUCCACACUCCCCAACCGAUACCGACGCAGGCACCGCAGCCCCCGCCCCAGCAGCACGUCAGCCAGUACACCUCACCGACGCCCCAGGCCCAGCCCGAAGAAUACUGGAACAACGUGCCGUACCAGGCCCCCGUCGAGGUCGCCACCAUCGGCCAGCUCCCGACAUACGGUUCGGGAGUGUACGACCCUUGGGGAGGCCCCAAGAUCGAGUUCGAGGACCCUUCGAUGCAGCUCCCCUCCGCGAGAAUCGAAAAUUUGUAA